CAAGGAAAUCAGCACUUUUAACACUUAAACUUUCAAAACAAAAUUGCUGCUGAACGUGCACUUACGGAGUGUUUAAUAAUGGACACAAAUUUGGAAUCAAGAUUCCAAUAAAAAUCACAAGUUUAAUUUAAGGACUGCAAAAUAAUACGGAGUAGAUUUAAAGGAAAUAGUGCUCCCCUAGAAUUGUCUUCUUCAUCGCUGCGCAGAUUCCCAGAACCAGAGUCAUCCAUGGCUUCCUUCCAGUGCGCCGGACCCAUUGACCUCGCCGCCAUCGCCGGAUUGUUGACAUCGGACUGCCGGGCCUAGGGGUCGGAACCCUAGGCCGGCCCCCUGCUCUGCUCCCGAUCUGUCUCUCGAUCUCCCUCUAGAGUUGGGGUUGAAGGAGAUGAUUUUUCUUGUGGCUUUUGUCUCCUUUUAUAGUUGUGAAGUUUGGAAUCUUCAAUUUGGAGUAGGAUUCUUGGAAUUUGCGUUGGAUUUGGGGAAGAACUCUGUUUCUUGCGCCUUCCGUUUGGAGUCUGCUCUCUUCUGCGCUGGAACUGUCGUUGAUGUUGUCUAUGCAACCGAACUGCCAAACCUUAAUGCCUCGCCGGAAGAGAUCCCGCGCUUUAAGUAUGCAUUUUUGGCAUUCCUUGCGGCAAUACAUGGAUUACAAUACUGCAUGCCUGUAGUGACGAUGGACAGAACUAAUUUGUACGAAAAGUACAAGGGUCAUCUCCUUCUUGUGGUUUCCAUGAAUGAUGUUGGUAGCUUUAAAGUUCUACCUCCAAAACGGCCAGCAGACGAGAUUCCACGUUCAGGGAGAUGUCAACACAAUUGAUACCAGAGCGAGAUGAAUUUCAAGGCAAUGAUAUGAUUGUAGUUUAAUAUUAUUUUGUUUGUUUCAGUCUAUGUAUUGUAAUUCUUGUUUACUUGAGAUGUUGAGAAUGUAAUUUUCUGUUGAUGUUUUUAAUAUAUUUGUGUUUUCAAAAUAGCCCAAUAUUCGUUUAAAAAGAGGUUUCUCAAAAUUAUUUAAUUUUUUUUGUUUAAAACCGGAUUUUUCCGAUCCAAUUUUUUAAAUGAUUUAUUUUUUUUCUUAAUGAACAUUUUUUUAAUUA
Messenger RNA from Cuscuta campestris, 1094 nucleotides. The record is from the annotation of a GenBank genome assembly. Lineage: Eukaryota; Viridiplantae; Streptophyta; Magnoliopsida; Solanales; Convolvulaceae.